UCUGGAGAGCAUUUUCAGCGCAGAUGCAGCGCUGCCAGCCCUGCUGCCCACCGAGGAGUUCCGCAGAAAGAGCCUCCCUCAGUCCCACACAGCGCCAACGGCGUCCUGCAGGGCCGCGCGCAGAGCCCGGCCCGGCUCAGCUCAGCUCAGCCCAGCCCAGCCCCGGGGCGGUGUGCGCGGUGCCGGCCCUCCCUCCUCUGCGCCGCCGGAAACUUUCUCUCUUAACCGCGGCCAGAGGGGGGAGCCGAUACAAAAGGGGUUCCCAGAGGUUGCCGGCAGCAGCUGCCGAGGCCUCUCCUGCUCCGCUCGGGGAGCCGAGAUGGACUCCAGCGGCGAGACCCACGAGCUGAACGGGCGGGCGGAGGGAGCGGAGCCGGCGGUGGUCGAGCGGUACAGACCAUCACAGUGGUUUCAGAGAAAUGGACCUAUGAAUAUCAACCACUACGCAAACAAGAAGAGCGCUGCAGAGAGCAUGCUGGACAUUGCGCUGCUGAUGGCCAAUGCAUCACAGCUGAAAGCUGUGAUUGAGCAAGGACCUUCUUUUUCAUUCUACAUGCCCCUUAUUGUUCUUAUCAGCCUGUCGCUCACAAUGCAAGUUAUGGUGGGAGUACUCCUGAUAUUCCUGGUAAAAUAUGACCUUAACAACCCUGCAAAACAUGGCAAGCUGGAUUUCCUCAACAACCUUGCAACUGGACUAGUGUUCAUUAUAGUUGUUGUAAACAUUUUCAUCACUGCCUUUGGAGUUCAGAAGCCAGGUACCAAGUCAGAGUAAAGGCAGUAAGCACAAGAGAUCUGAAGCAUUCGUUCUUCCAUAGAUGCCAUCUGCACUUGGGCCAGCUACACUUGGACACACUCAGAAAAAAAACUGAAGAAGCCAGACACACAGAGCAGCUUUCUCAGGUUUCCAACAAGCAACACGUCAUUGGAAACCUGGCGUUUUCCAAUGUGUUAAUACUUCAGUUGUUUGGCAUCUAAGAAAAGAUUGCUUUUGACCCAAGGACACUGCUUUUCCACAGACUGGCAUUUCAAUUCGUAGAUCAUUUUUCAGAAAAGCAGCAUAAGCAGGUCGUAUUGACUGAUGGGACUUCACACAUUUCAGGACUUUCAGUUUCUGUGCCUUUUGCUUUUACAGUGACUUGACAUUUACACAGUGGUAAAAAGCUGCAGGCCUCCAGUCUGGCAUGUUCCCAUUGUCCUUCAUUUCAUUCACUUGACACCUAUGCUGUCCAUAGCACAGCAGUAUUCCCUUGCCUUUUCCCAAGGUAGCUGUGUCUUGUUCUCUUUCCCUCUCCCAGUUCCAUUCUUUAACUAAAGCAGUGCUACAGCUACAAGCAGUAGACUGUCUUCCGGCCAGUUUUUCCUCACAGGUAGUCCUGCAUUUUGUUUCUUCAUCUCUGGACCACAGUUAAAGCUCUCUUCUGCGUGCACAGACACACAGAAGACCUCACUGCUCCAUUACUUACUGCUACCCUCCAUGUUCUGAGCAUCAGACAUAUUUCUAGGAAUCCUAUCAAAAUAGCUACGUAUUCUGUGUCCAGCUGGAAAACUAGAGGAUACAGAGUAAACUUCACCUGCUAAACUGGUGCUGAGAGCCUGCCAGCAGCUCUAGUAGGAAGCUCGUGACUUGCUUUGUCCUCUUUGAGAUAGCAGUUGCUGCAGUUAUGCUAUUUUUAUGAAUUUAUGGCUAAAAUAAUUUUAAAUACAUACAUACAAAUAUAUGUAUAGAUAUAUAUAUAUAUAUCUCUUUCAGGUUAUUACCUGCUGGCUCAGGGACUGAUGCUUUUUCUAAAUACAGUAUUGCAAGACAUGGUGUAUAUUAAAAAGAUGGUAGCAAUUUUUACACUUUCAAAGAAUCACAUCUGCAGUUACAAAGUCCUGCUUUACUAGAUCAUACUUUCUUGCCGUUGCAGAUUCGUUCUAAUGCAUUUCCUUACAAUUAAGUUUUAAAUGCUGUCUUGCACAUAUUAAUAGAACUUUGUCUUCCAUGCAUCUCAUCUCAUUUCUGUUUUAUGUUCCAAGGUCCAUUCAUGUAUCAUAUCUUCAUUUACAUGCUCUAUAGCAGUUAUUGACAGGAAACAGAUCAAAACUUGUCAACUAGUAGUAAAAUAGGCCACAUUCUUUUUGAUUUCUUUUUUGUUGCUUUUAACUUAACAUGCAUUUAACCAGUAUUUGACUAACAAUGGCUUUAACUACGUGCACUGUACAAAUUUAAGCGUAGCUCCAAACAAUGAGGUAUUCAGGACCUCAGGACAGUUUUGUUUUUUCUUUUUUAAUACAAACCAGUGAAGUGUUUAUACAUGCUUGUGUUGCAGCAGCGUCAGUGCUGUACUGCAGUGAACUGAGUGGCCACACAGCACUGCAGAAAGCCUUAAACAUAUUUCCAUCUUGGGAAAAGGUGACUGUAGGCAGCAGCCCAAUGUGUUUUUGGCAAUUAAUGCUCUAAUAUUCUGAUUUGUCCUCACUGCUCUAAAGGCAGAUGUUGACAAAGGCUCUACUGAUGCAUACUCUAUUUAUACAUGGUGAUAACAUGGCCUGGUUUUGAAUGGAGCUUUCCAUUCCUGCACCACUUGUUGCCACAAACAUCUCUCACGUGCACUAAAGGGCUGCAGUACAGAUGUAUCAGAAAGACAAAGCACAGCAGCAAGGCUCCCUAUCCCAUCUCUCAACCACCUGCACUGUAGCAAAGAAAAGUAACAGUGUGCAGAGCACUGGGGUGUGAAGCAUUCACCAUGUGAUGAUAUGUCAACUACUGAUUCCAGUGGACCCUUCCAAGACAAUUUUGGGGGCAUACAGGAGGAAAAGAAAAAUACUUAAUGUUGAGUGCAUUGCUGAAUGCCAAGGGCUAAUCUGUAUUUAGGGGAGAUGCCUGCUCACCUCUACUGGAACCAGACUUAGCACAAGAAGUCCUUCAGUCAUCCUGAGCUGCUGGAGGUGCAACUGCAACAGCAAAACAGGGAUGACUGCAACUUCAGAAGGCCUGAUUUCUUCUAAUCCUGGCACAUGAAAGCCUGAUCCUAAGGCCAUCCAUCUCUGCUGGACAUCAACAGUAUUCAACUUACAACCAGACAUCUGGGUUUUUUGUUUGUUUGCUUUCUUUUAAAAAUAAAAUUAAAAAGGAUGAUGGUUUA
Messenger RNA from Lagopus muta (rock ptarmigan), 3128 nucleotides. It is a transcript of the gene NINJ1, whose product is annotated as ninjurin 1. The transcript has 4 exons. Gene Ontology annotation, biological process: cell adhesion; tissue regeneration. The coding region runs from base 320 to 772 and encodes 150 amino acids. The record is from RefSeq and is a predicted model, not a curated record. Lineage: Eukaryota; Metazoa; Chordata; Aves; Galliformes; Phasianidae. Gene Ontology annotation, cellular component: membrane.